GCUCUCUGAUGGCGGUCUGGGAAAUGGGCUUGAAGCUUUGCUUUGUUUGGUCUGUUUGUCGACCUGCAGCUCAAACCUCGACUAGGUCACAAGAUUCCAUACCGAUGAGUCCAGAAGAUGUAUAAGAAGGAGGUAAUCCAACACCUCUGGAAGAUACUUUUUAUCUUCUCAUCAUCACAACAACAAGCAAUCAACCAACCUCAACAUCUGCAAAAAGCUUAUCAGCAAACAAACAACUUUCCCCAAACCCAUAAACCAACCCCCAACCUUCAACAUGCCUACCGAAGCUCAGAUCGCCGGCGGCCACAAGGCCAACAUCAACAACCCCAACACCUCUGAGGAGUCCAAGCAGAACUCCAAGAAGGUCCUCGACAAUGAGUUCAACGGCGGCGAUGUCCCCAAGUCUGGCGAUGAAGAGCAGAAGAACCCUGGCAACGUUGCCGGUGGUCUCAAGGCUACCCUGAAGAACCCCAACGUCUCUGACGAGGCCAAGGAGUCUGCUAAGGAGCGUCUUGACAACAUGUAAAUGAUGUUUUUACGAACCGAUACCCACUUUAUCGCUUUGGAUGGACCCGGCUAGCGAGUAUGAAUGAGUCGAGCGUUGUAUCUUAGUCAAUAGGUCCGGCGCAUGCUGGCGAUAACGAGAGCAUUGUCAACUCAGUUUGAUUUCUUCUAGUAGCAGUGAAGAUAUGACUUAUUGAUGAUGCCUCCAAUUUACGCUCAACCAAGCCCUAAACCCCAUGAGCUAUG
This is a messenger RNA of Colletotrichum phormii, 750 nucleotides long. RefSeq names its product conidiation protein 6. The transcript is spliced from 2 exons. Gene Ontology annotation, cellular component: cytoplasm. The coding region runs from base 275 to 526 and encodes 83 amino acids. Lineage: Eukaryota; Fungi; Ascomycota; Sordariomycetes; Glomerellales; Glomerellaceae. The record is from RefSeq and is a predicted model, not a curated record.